Monopterus albus (swamp eel) is the source of this 2293-nucleotide messenger RNA. RefSeq names its product kinesin family member 22 (gene kif22). The transcript is spliced from 13 exons. Gene Ontology annotation, cellular component: microtubule associated complex. The coding region runs from base 182 to 2050 and encodes 622 amino acids. NCBI's taxonomy places the organism in Eukaryota, Metazoa, Chordata, Actinopteri, Synbranchiformes, Synbranchidae. Gene Ontology annotation, molecular function: microtubule binding; DNA binding; microtubule motor activity. The record is from RefSeq and is a predicted model, not a curated record. Gene Ontology annotation, biological process: spindle elongation; DNA repair; microtubule-based movement.
UUCAUGUUUCAGCGCUCCUCAUUUAAAAAGUGUUCGUUUGAACGUUAAAGGCCCAAUUCAGUCGCCAUUAUUGAUUAUAAGACGGUGUUUGAAAUGUCUCUGGGAGUGAAGUUUGGAGCAUAACGAAGGAUUGUACUAGGAGUUUAUUAGUAAUAUCGGCCUUGGUUUCGAGAGUUAAAACAUGGCUCAGCGUGUAUCGGUGUCAGAUGGAGGAAACAAGAAGACGUCCAGGGUUCGGGUAGCGGUUCGUCUGCGACCUUACAUGGGCAAGCAAGAUGAGAAAGGCGAGGGACCGUGUGUAAGAGGCCUGGACUCCCAGAACUUGGAAAUAAUCAACUGGAGGAAUGCUACGGAGACAGUUAAAUACCAUUUUGACGUUUUUCAUGGUGAGCAAACAACGCAGCAAGAGGUUUUUCUUUCAUCUGUGAAGCCAAUUCUAUCACACAUACUGAAUGGACAAAAUGCUAGUGUGUUCGCUUAUGGGCCAACAGGAGCCGGUAAAACCCACACUAUGUUGGGCGGAUCAGAGCAGCCUGGAGUGAUUCCUCGUGCUGUUCGUGAGGUCUUCAAUCUAGUUAAAGCUAAGGAUGAGGAUGAAGGAUGGGACUACAGCAUUGGCAUGUCUUAUUUAGAAAUUUACAAUGAGAAGGUGCUAGAUCUUCUAUCUCCGAGUUCCCAGGAUCUGCCAAUCCGAGAGGACAAGGACAAGAACAUCCUGAUCCCUGGCCUCACUCACAUAACAAUCUCCUCCUUCUCAGACUUUGAUAAAUAUUUUGUCCCUGCCAGUCUGAAUCGUACAACAGCUUCUACCAAACUUAACCAGCGCUCCAGUCGUAGCCAUGCUAUUCUCCUCAUCAAGGUUGUACGGACUCAGCGUGCCAUCACCCACCGACAACAGACGGGCAAGCUGUACUUAGUAGACUUGGCUGGGUCUGAGGACAACCGCCGUACCGGCAACCAUGGCAUCCGUCUGAAAGAGAGUGGUGCUAUCAACUUGUCUCUUUUCACUCUCAGCAAAGUUGUGGACUCUCUUAACUCUGGCACUGCUGGUCGUGUGCCAUACAGGGACAGUAAAUUAACACGACUGCUCCAGGACUCUCUGGGUGGCUCAGCACACUCCGUCAUGAUCACCAAUAUUGCACCAGAGUACAAAUACUAUUUUGAUACCUUUAGUGCACUGAACUUUGCAGCCAAAUCCAAGCUCAUUGUGAAUAAACCCUUCACACGAGAGACUGUGGCAGUGCCUGCUCUGCCAGUGAAGCGGGCCAGAGAGGACCAUGAGGUGGGGGGGUCUGGCACAGAUCUACUUAAGAAAAGGCAGAAAGAGGAGAGGAAAACUGAAGGGGAUGGUUCGGCACCCUCAGUACAUUUUCACAGUCUGGCUGAACCGUCAGUGAUGGACAGACUAAUAGCUCUCGAGAAGCUGAUGAUGAGCUGCCAGGAGAAAGAGAGAAUUGGUGUGCUGAAAGAUAUUGCUCAGUCUCGCAAGGAGAUCCAGGAGCUCAAAGAGAAGCAAAGAGAGUUUGAGAGCAAGACCCUGCUGUUCAGUCAGCUUGCUGGCGAAAAGUCCAGUACCAAACAGAAUUCUGUCUUCCAGAACAACACAGCUCCUCUGCAAAGAAAACCAUCAAAUGCCACAAAACCUAAUAAGCAGCAGGCUGUGGUCCAGCCCCUACAAGUUUCCCAGCUGCAGCAGCUUGCAGUCAUCAACAAACAGUCUGUCUGCAUCAAGAAAAAGCAGCUUUCAGACCAGGUUGAGUGUCCAGAGGGUAAAGAGAAUAUAAUGGAGACUAGCUGGGAGUCGCAACUCGACACAUCUGUGCUCGAGCAGUCCAGGCAGAAAAUCCUGCAGGUUCUCAACACCGGCUCCUUUAAAGAACUGAAAGGUUUGCAGCAGAUCGGUGACAAGAAGGCAAAGCUCAUCCUGGGUUGGAGAGAGAUUCAUGGUCACUUCACGAAGUUGGAAGAUCUAGUAAAAGUUGAGGGUAUGACAGAAAAGAGAUUUUCUUCCUUCAUGAAGGCAAACAUCCUGAGUGCCAUGGGAAAAUGAUGUGUAUAUAUAUUUUUAAAUCACCUCAUUUUUAAUAUGUAUGCAACUUUUUUUUUAUUUUUUUUAUAUAAUAUCUCAAAAGCUUUUGUCAUGUGUCAAGUUUGAUAUUUUUGUAGUAACCACUGUGUGCCUGCUGGUGGCGCAUUGCUUUUCAGUUGAGGUCUCAUGUCACUGAAUGUUUAUUUUAUGGUGAUAAAUAAAUCCAAUGGUGACCUUUUAAAGGUGGGCCACGUGUCACAACCA